AACCCCUCCAAUAUUCUGUGCAUUUCUAUGUCAUGUUGCUGGCUCAGGUGGUUUGGACAAAAGGGCCAGUCUGCGAGUCAGGUAUAAAAGCAAAGGGUUAAACCAGGUGUGGUUACAGUUCGGUGCAAGAGCAGCAGCAAGACCACCAGCAGCAGCCCACUGACCAUCAAAAUGACUUCCUCCGGAAUGAACACUAUGAGCAGGGUCACCUUCUACGAGGAGAGGAACUUCCAGGGCCGCUCCUACGAGUGCAUGAGCGACUGCCCCGACAUGUCCUCCUACCUGAGCCGGUGCCAGUCCUGCAGGGUGGAGCACGGCUGCUUCGUGGUGUACGACCGCAACAACUACAUGGGCAACCAGUUCUUCAUGAGGAGGGGCGAGUACUCCGACUACCAGAGCAUGAUGGGCAUGAGCGACUCCAUCCGGUCCUGCCGCAUGAUCCCCAUGCACAGGGGAUCCUACAGGAUGAGGAUCUACGAGAGGGAGAACUUCGGAGGCCAGAUGCACGAGAUGAUGGACGACUGCGACAACACCAUGGACCGUUACCGCAUGUCCAACUGCAUGUCCUGCCACGUGACGGAGGGCCACUGGCUGAUGUACGAGCAGCCCCAGUACCGAGGCAGGAUGAUGUACGUGAGGCCCAACGAGUACAGGAGCUUCAUGAACAUGGGCGGCAGCGGCAUGAGGUUCAUGAGCAUGAAGCGCAUCACCGACUCCUGCUACUAGACUCUCUGAGCACUGAAUAAAACUGUCAUGACCGAAACUG
Pseudoliparis swirei is the source of this 766-nucleotide messenger RNA. Its product is annotated as gamma-crystallin M2-like. Gene Ontology annotation, biological process: lens development in camera-type eye; visual perception. Gene Ontology annotation, molecular function: structural constituent of eye lens. The coding region runs from base 172 to 726 and encodes 184 amino acids. NCBI's taxonomy places the organism in Eukaryota, Metazoa, Chordata, Actinopteri, Perciformes, Liparidae. The record is from RefSeq and is a predicted model, not a curated record. The transcript is spliced from 3 exons.